Molecule: messenger RNA, 1651 nt
Organism: Austrofundulus limnaeus
Lineage: Eukaryota; Metazoa; Chordata; Actinopteri; Cyprinodontiformes; Rivulidae
Product: potassium voltage-gated channel subfamily A member 1
Exons: 1
Biological process (GO): protein homooligomerization; action potential; potassium ion transmembrane transport
Cellular component (GO): membrane; voltage-gated potassium channel complex
Molecular function (GO): delayed rectifier potassium channel activity; protein binding
Source: RefSeq, a predicted model, not a curated record
UCUUUCCUCGACUUGUUGCUCAGCGCAGCGGCACGCGCACAGCAGACAUUUGUGCGCGUGCCGCUCCGCGCGUCAGUCACGGAUGGUUGGAUGAAGGAUGGACGAAGGUUGGAUGAAGGAGCUACAGGUUGAGGAUCUUUUCCUCCGUCAUGUUUUGUCUCAGAUGUUGAGUCUGGUGCGCGUGCGCGCAGCCCUCACCUUGUUUUGGGGUCAGACACCUGAGCGCGCGCCUCAGCCCGGUGCAGACGGCAGCAGAACCGGAUGUUUGUUCUGAAACCAGCUGAUUUCUGUGCACAAGUAACUGAUCAGGUUCGCGCGCACGUGUGUUUUAUUUCCCCUCGGAGCGUGCACGCGCGUCGGGCACGGCUGUUUAAAACGCGGCGGCUGUGAAACCGAACCUCAGUCCGGACCACAGGAGGGAGGACAGAGCCAUGCAGACAGGACCAGAACCUGGACCAGGACCAGAGCCAGAGCCGUGACCGUGUGGCACUGACGGACACGCGCAGCCGGAGCGGGUCAGACCGGACCGGACCGGACAAUGACCGUGGUGUCAGAGGAGAACCUGGACGAGUCCGUGGCUCUGGCCGCGCAGGACGUGCUGGACCCGGACCAGAACCAGGAGGAGAACCAGGACUGCUGCGAGCGCGUGGUCAUCAACAUCUCGGGGCUGCGCUUCGAGACCCAGCUGAAGACCCUGGCCCAGUUCCCGGCCACCCUGCUGGGGGACCCCCGGAAACGGAUGCGCUUCUUCGACCCGCUCAGGAACGAGUACUUCUUCGACCGGAACCGGCCCAGCUUCGACGCCAUCCUGUACUUCUACCAGUCCGGGGGUCGGCUCCGGAGACCCGUCAACGUCCCGGUGGACAUCUUCCUGGAGGAGGUCCGGUUCUACGAGCUGGGGGAGGACGUGGUGGAGAACUUCAAGGAGGACGAAGGUUUCAUCAAGGAGGAGGAGAAACCUCUGCCCCAGAACCAGUUCCAGCGCCAGGUCUGGCUCCUGUUCGAGUACCCGGAGAGUUCUGGUCCRGCCCGGGGCAUCGCCAUCGUCUCGGUUCUGGUCAUCCUCAUCUCCAUCGUCAUCUUCUGCCUGGAGACCCUGCCUGAGUUCCGGGAGGAGGUCCGGGUGUUGGAGGAGCCACAGCGGGCGGGGAACGGGACCGGGGCUCGGGGGGUCCGACCCGACCCGUUCACGGACCCGUUCUUCAUCGUGGAGACCCUGUGCAUCAUCUGGUUCUCCUUCGAGCUGCUGGUCCGGUUCCUGGCCUGCCCCAGCAAGGCGGCCUUCUUYAAGAACCUGCUGAACAGCAUCGACAUCGUGGCCAUCAUGCCCUACUUCAUCACGCUGGGCCUGGAGCUGGCCCAGCACCAGGGCCCGGGUCAGCAGGCCACGAGCCUGGCCAUCCUCAGGGUCAUCCGCCUGGUCCGGGUCUUCAGGAUCUUCAAGCUGUCCCGCCACUCCAAGGGUCUGCAGAUCCUGGGUCAGACCCUGAAGGCCAGCAUGAGGGAGCUGGGUCUGCUCAUCUUCUUCCUCUUCAUCGGAGUCAUCCUCUUCUCCAGCGCGGUCUACUUCGCAGAGACCGACGACCCGGACUCCGAGUUCUCCAGCAUCCCGGAUGCUUUCUGGUGGGCCGUGGUGUCCAUGACCACGGUG